GUUAUCGAAGCAGUUCUGUGGCGCCUGACCUUAAUCCACCGAGAUAUUUUUGUGGCAGACACAACUACGGCUGAAAUGGUAAAGCGACAUUCCAGCACUCGCUUGCUUUGGUCAGGAGAGAAUUUCACCCAGAUUUCUAAAAUAUUUAUACCCAUGAACAAGUCUGGAAAUCACUAGACACUUCUGGUUAGGACCUUACGAUAAUAAUCUUUUUGAAUAACGCACUUAAAUCAAGAACCUUUUAACUGGACUUUGCAUUAUAAAUAAAUCUUUAAGCGCUCUCUUGCUUAUGUUUUAAAGGUUCUGGAUCGAAGCAGAAAACCAGAUAUUAUUUCGAUCCCAUGAAUGGGCGUGUACACACCAUUUUGAGCACCUCAGUUCCUAAGAGCAAACUGAUAGAACUGAUCGAUGACAUCAGGUGAAAUAUUUUCAACUCAAUGUUUUCCUUUUUAUUUUGAUGCAUGCAGACAAAACAUACUUAUGUAAUUGCUGUAUUUUGUUUGACUCUGCAGUGCCGCUGCUGAUCUCAAAACGGGAUGGAAUUGCAAGUCAUGGCUAUGUGUUGAAUCACUACAUUACACACAGACCGAUAGUUAUAACUGUGGUGUGAUUGUAUGUCUUGUGAGUAGCAUAAUCACUUGCUAAAGCUCACUUUAAUAGGACUGCUUCCUGGUUUCGAAUGUAUUAAAUUUCUCUUUGUUUGUUUUAAGUUUGCUCGGUGUUUGUGUGAGGGGUUGGAUAUCAAUGGAAGUUACGAUGUGGACAUGGAAAGGGAAAGAAUAACGUAUUAUAAAUAAUCAUAUUUGGCUCGUGUUAUGAUGACCUUGAUUGGUAAGUUUUGAUGGUGUCAAAUACCAUUGUUUCUUAAACGCCGCACGUAAGUAUUAAAACAAGGAGCGACCUAAAACCACCUAAAACCACCUAAAACCAUCUAAAACCACCUACAACCACCUACAACCAUCUACAACCACCUCAAAAAUUUCAACAACCACCUAAAAACAUCUACAACCACUCGCAAACUAUCUAAAACUAUCUAACACAAGGCAUAAAUGUCUAAAAUAAGGCGAAACGACAACAUGUCACGUACACGAAAUACGAGAAUCGAACGAAACCUCUACCUCCCCCUGAAAUCUUACUCUCCCUGGUCCCAUGUAUAAUCAACCAUCUCACGAAAUGAAAUGCGAUAGCAUGCUAAUUAUUUUAUAUUCCCUCAGCAAAAGACUUAAAGAACUUUACAAAAUGAAGUAACAUGUUACAAAAAAUAAUACAUUGGGAAUCAUACAUAGGCGCGCGUAUAUAUGGAAGUUUUUGUAAUCAUGAUUCAAAGCAUUUUCCAUCUUAAGAGUCAGCGCCAACGCACUCUACGAUUGUUAUUCGAGGAUUGUCGAUUCAUUUAUUUGCAUUCAUUAAUGAGGUCGGAUUUUCUUCCCAGAAAAGGGCUAUUGUGUUUAUAUGAUAAACAAAAUAAUACAUGGUUGCUUGUAGAUAUGGAAUUUCUCUUCUCAUGUUCAACUCGACAUCUCACUCGUUCACUGCGCUCACUCGUGAGCUAUCGAGUUAAACACUCGAAGAUUAAUUCCAUAUCUACGCGCGCCCAUGUAGUAUUCCCUAAUUAUUAUAUUUUGUAACUUGUUAGUUCAUUUUGUAAAGUUCUUUAAGUCUUUUGCUGAGGGAAUAUAAAUAGAGAUUUCGUUCGAUUCUCGUAUUUCGUGUACGUGACAUGUUGUCGUUUCGCCUUAUUUUAGACAUUUAUGCCUUGUGUUAGAUAGUUUUAGAUAGUUUGCGAGUGGUUGUAGAUGUUUUUAGGUGGUUGUUGAAAUUCUUGAGGUGGUGGUAGAUGAUUGUAGGUGGUUGUUGAAAUUCUUGAGGUGAUUGUAGAUGGUUGUAGGUGGUUGUAGGUGGUUGUAGGUGGUGUAUGUGGUUUUAGGUGGUUUUAGGUGGUUUUAGGUGGUUUUAGGUCGUUCCUUGUUUUAGUACUUACGAAACGCCGCAACACUCUCUUUGACGUCCCAUAUCUUUUGGUCAAUUAUAGGAGAAAUACCGCGGUCUGUAAGAUUUGCAAAGACGACGAUGGAGAGGAUUGGCUUGGGUGCGAUAGCUGUGGCCAGUUUUUCCAUGCAAGUUGUCUGGAUGUGCCUUUCGCGGAGACGCUUACUCAACAUUUCACCUGCCCUUAGGGUGGCUUCUCGUCAGUACAAGUAGAGUUUAAAUUUUAAAGCUGACUAUAACAAUGAACCAGAUGAUGAACUUAAUGUCAUGUACAGACCUUAAUUUGUAAGAUAAGAAAUACAGUCCUUGGUAGUCAAUUAAGAUAGAUUUUCACGAGCGUCAAUGGUGCAGAAUCGUAACUUGAUGGAGCCAACAGUGGAGAACAUUCCAGAAUUCAAACUUUGUGAUUUUUUUCUCGGCUUAAACGCUAAGUCAGUUGUUCAAUUGAAUAGGAAGAAAAACAUUUCGAACGGAAAACAGAAUUAUUUGCACGUGUGGAUCUUUUGAGAAAAGGUCUCCUAAACAAGUGGUCUUGAUUAUAAAUAUUUAAGGAAUGGUAAAUACAUUAGCCUUAACAUGGCUGUUUCUCGAAGCUCAGUGUUUUCCUACUUGCCUUUUUUCCACGUGAAUUGGGGGCGAUUGAAUAGAUAUAAUAUGCAGUAAAAGAACUUCAGCUAAUAGAAAUUUUAAAUUUCUCAUCUUAGGCUGUGGAUACAAAAUUCAAGUGAAAAGGAAGCCAACUGUGAUUAAUGCUUUGAACAAGUCAAGAUACGUUUUUUUCGUCACACAACAAGUUACAUAACGUUAAUAUCAUUCUUCUUGAUGUCUUUCCCGG
Molecule: messenger RNA, 2824 nt
Organism: Pocillopora meandrina
Lineage: Eukaryota; Metazoa; Cnidaria; Anthozoa; Scleractinia; Pocilloporidae
Source: the annotation of a GenBank genome assembly